Hibiscus syriacus is the source of this 1288-nucleotide messenger RNA. Its product is annotated as protein ABSCISIC ACID-INSENSITIVE 5-like. Gene Ontology annotation, biological process: positive regulation of DNA-templated transcription. Bases 9 to 1247 code for a protein of 412 amino acids. Gene Ontology annotation, molecular function: DNA-binding transcription factor activity. The record is from RefSeq and is a predicted model, not a curated record. The transcript has 4 exons. NCBI's taxonomy places the organism in Eukaryota, Viridiplantae, Streptophyta, Magnoliopsida, Malvales, Malvaceae. Gene Ontology annotation, cellular component: nucleus.
AAAAGAAAAUGGCGGUGUCCGACUCUGAGGCCGGCGAGGUCGAGUCAGCGUUACAGGCGUCGGAUCAGCAGCAGAAGAACCACCUUUUCUCAGAACUUGGAAGACAAUCUUCAAUCUAUUCUCUAACACUUGAUGAGUUCCAGCAUACACUGUGUGAGGGUGGGAAGAACUUUGGGUCCAUGAACAUGGACGAGUUCCUUACCAGCAUUUGGAACGCCGAAGAAAACCAAGCCAUCAACUCCAACGAUAAUCAAAACAACUCGGCGAAUAAACAAGUUGGUUCCCAUUUUCAUCCGCCUGUGAAUGAAACAUCAAGCAGUAGAGGUAUAGCUAAGCAGCCUAGCUUGGCAAGGCAAGCCUCUCUUACGCUUCCUGCACCGCUGUGUAGGAAGACAGUCGAUGAAGUUUGGUCCGAGAUACAAAGAGGGCAUCAAGGACAAGGACAGAGUAACAAUAGCAAUGAGCUUAAUGCCGAUGAUGAUGCCAAUACUCAGCGGCAGCCUACUUUCGGUGAGAUGACCUUGGAGGAUUUCUUGAUUAAGGCAGGGGUAGUAAGGGAACAAUGCAUGCCACCACCCCCACCAUCGGUACCGCCUCCGCAGCAUCAUCAGCCACCACAAUAUGGGUUGUAUCAGACUAGUAAUAACCCCGUGGUCGGUUCAAGUUUUGUUUCCAGGCCUGUUGGCUUUAGUGGAACUGCAUACCAGACAAUGCUUCCAGGUUUUAAUGAUGGUAAGACUGGUGGUAGCUACCAGCCUGCUGCACCACCACCACUGACGGCUGUUUGUUAUAACGGGAAUGUAGCUCCUCCUGGUGGCUAUUGUCCCGAAAAAACAAUCGGAGUAGUGGCACCGAUGAGCCCAGUCUCAUCGGAAAGGAUUUGUACCAAUCAAAUCGAUAAUCCAGUUUCAGAAUUCGGGAUGGAGAUCGGGGCGGUACGAGGAAGGCAAAGGGUCUUCGAUGGUCCAAUAGAGAAUGUAGUUGAGAGAAGGCAACGUAGGAUGAUUAAGAACAGGGAGUCUGCCGCAAGGUCUAGAGCUCGAAAACAGGCAUAUACAGUGGAGCUAGAAGCUGAACUGAACCAAUUGAAACAAGAAAAUGCUCACCUUAAGCAGGCUCUGGCAGAACUGGAGAGGAAAAGAAAGCAACAGUGUUUUGAGGAACGGAAAUUGAAAACACAGACGAAAUCUCGGAAAGCUAAAGAAAAACUAAGAAAGAUGAGAAGAAGCUCGAGUUGUCCAUUGUAAAGUGAAAUAAACAGCUCAAAAGAUUCAUAAAUGAAGAUAAC